This is a messenger RNA of Pristis pectinata (smalltooth sawfish), 1265 nucleotides long. Its product is annotated as ZP domain-containing protein-like. The transcript is spliced from 6 exons. The record is from RefSeq and is a predicted model, not a curated record. The coding region runs from base 71 to 994 and encodes 307 amino acids. Lineage: Eukaryota; Metazoa; Chordata; Chondrichthyes; Rhinopristiformes; Pristidae.
CUUUAUUGACAACACUCUUCUUAAGUGCUUUCUUUGUCACCAAAAAGAUCUGCGGUGUUUGUCCAAUGCCAUGAUUCUGUCUGCCUCAAGAAAUUUGGUAGCAAAUCUACCGGACGACAGCUUGCAACUCAAUGAUGCUUCCUGUAACGUCACUGGCAAUAGCACUCAUCUGCUGCUAACAAUUCCCUUCUCUGGGUGUGGCACUGAAUUACUGGAAGAUAAAUCUCAUUACAUCUUCACAAAUAAAAUUGUCAGCCAAAGCAGAAGUGAAACUUCAAAACAGCUGGAGAGGGUGGCCAUCCCACUGAUGUGCAAAUUCCUUCGAUCCAGCAAAGGUAGUGAACGAGCCAAUGUACUGAAUGAUGCCAUAGACAAGAUCUUUGAAGUCUACAGCUUUGAAAUCCAGUUCAGCAAAGAGUUCAACUCGAGCUGGAGGGCGGCUAGACCAGAUUCUCCAUUUAUUGCCACCAGCAAGGACCAUUUAUACAUAAGCAUCAUUGCCAAAAGCAACGAGACUGCCCUCUCACUCUAUGUGGAGUCUUGCCAUGUGUCUAAGGAGUAUAAUUCUUCAACAGGAGUUAUGCUUUUACGACAGGGCUGCUUAAAUAACAGCACGGCAAAGGAACAUCAAACCAAAAACCAAAACGAGAAAAUAUAUUCCAUCAAACUGUCCUCUUUACCAUGGCGCACUGCCCAGGUGUUUAUUACUUGCAGUGUCCAGUUAUGUGCCGACACAUCCGGCUCCAGCCCAUGCACACUGGGCUGUGGCUCUGGCAGUGGUUCACAAGCAGAUCAGUCAAACAUACAGCAAGUCAGCGCUGGACCAGUGCACAUUACAAAGGAAAGUGACUUUGGUCCUAACUACGCUGCCAUUACAGUUGGACUGGCAUUAGGAGGCACCGUGGUCUAUGUUGUUUUGAUCCUGUUGAAGAGAUCAUUUGUGGGACUAUACUACAGAGGCAAUACCAGAUCCACUCGAUCCAGACGAUUCUGAUAAAAAAAAAGUCAAUUGGCCAAGCACUGUGCCUUGCCAGACAUCUAAUAUGUUUCUGCUCGUUGGAUUUUUCCUCCUACAGCUCCCUCUACAGUCAGAUGCCUCACAAACGGCACUGGUUGAUUUCAGAAUUGUGUGUGGCUCGCAAUGGAUCUAUAAUUUGUUUUCUGAAUUUGAAUUCCAGUUCUGCCACUUGCAUUUCUGCAAGAUCCAGACUAUAUUCUUCAAACUGCUUAAAUCUAUAGAAUGGAAUAUUGGAUUGAGCUACUGC